CACAAUCUGCAAGUGCCUCCUUGUGCCUCUAGAAAUGAUGAGUGUGAGCACACGUGGGGGUGUGCAGUGCCUAUAAAGCCAGGGGGACAGCUCUGCGUGGGAGGGUGCUCCACUGGGUUCCUGCUCUGCGCAGCUGUGCUGGGUGUGUCGUGAUGGGGCUCCAGGCUGGGACACCCUGGCUCCAGAGGGACCUUGUCCUCCUGCCCACCGUGGUGGCAAUGCUUCUGCUCUGUGCCAGCGCCGGCCCAGCCGUGCCCACUGCCAGCCCCCGGAGCGCCUCAGGGUUCCCCCCGGACUGCAGCCACCUCCGCAGGGGCAGCCCCAGCGGCGUGUACGUCAUCCAGCCGGCCCGGUCGCCGCCGCGCGUGGUCUGGUGCGACAUGGACACCGAGGGCAAGGGCUGGACCGUGGUCCAGAGAAACUCGCAUGACACCGAGCUCACAUGGAAGCAAUCCUGGACCACCUACAAGUACGGCUUUGGGAAUGUGCACAGCGAUUACUGGCUGGGCACCGAGUACCUGCACCUGCUGACGCAGCAGGGCACCUACAAGGUGCGCUUCGUGGUGCGCGACAAGGCCAACGUCACCCACUACGCCGAGUACGACAUCUUCAGAGUGGAGAGCGAGGCCAGCGGCUACCCGCUGAGGCUAGGCCGGCAUUCUGGAGAUGGGGAUGACUACCUGACCCUCUACCACCCCAAGAAGGGGGGCAUUCAUGACAACAUGAAGUUCAGCACAGUCGACAAGGACCAGGACCAGUACAGCGGGAACUGCGCCAAGAGCUACGGGGGGUGGUGGUACAACAGGUGCCAGAAUGUCCUGCUCAAUGCCAAAAACUACAUUGUUUGGCCAGGAUUCUGUGAUAACGGUGACUGUGCAUCCUCCCUCAUCCUGGUCAAACCCACAGAUGUGUGUUGACCAUGCCCGGCUCCCCGGGAGUGUGGGGGUGCCAC
Motacilla alba alba is the source of this 952-nucleotide messenger RNA. RefSeq names its product fibrinogen-like protein 1-like protein. The coding region runs from base 153 to 917 and encodes 254 amino acids. The transcript is spliced from 3 exons. NCBI's taxonomy places the organism in Eukaryota, Metazoa, Chordata, Aves, Passeriformes, Motacillidae. The record is from RefSeq and is a predicted model, not a curated record.